CCUUAAAAUAAAACUACCGGGCAAACAGUAGGGAUCAGGAGGGGAAGAGAAGAACUACUAGAUUCUAACCAAGAAAACCGGCCCUGCUUUCCAACCAACAUGACGGAUCAAAGCCCCUUUGAAACAGAUAUGCUAACCCUGAACCGAUAUGUCAUGGAGAAAGGACGACGGGUGAAAGGGGCAACGGGAGAAUUGACCCAGCUUUUGAACUCAACACUCACUGCCAUCAAGGCCAUCUCAUCAGCAGUCCGAAAGGCAGGUCUUGCUCAUAUGUAUGGAAUUGCAGGGAGUGUGAAUGUGACUGGGGACGAGCAGAAAAAACUGGAUAUGUUGUCCAAUUCUCUGGUUAUCAACAUGCUCCAGUCAUCCUACAGCACUUGCGUCCUGGUCUCUGAAGAGAAUAAAGAAGCAAUAAUCACUCCAAAAGAAAAGAGGGUCAGUAUAUGGUCUAAUUCAGUGGAAAAAGAGUGGUCCCUCAUUUAG
Messenger RNA from Notechis scutatus (mainland tiger snake), 483 nucleotides. NCBI's taxonomy places the organism in Eukaryota, Metazoa, Chordata, Lepidosauria, Squamata, Elapidae. The record is from RefSeq and is a predicted model, not a curated record.